CAGGAAAUGAAAGUUGUAGUAACGGGGAGGUUGUAGCUUGUCCAACGCGUCAGGGCACUGAGAUACUCUGGCGGGUGAGAGCUUGUUGGAAGUAGGGUGUUGUGGAGGCCUGGCGAAUCUGGACUACAGCAAGGUUGAUAUCUCAAUAAUGGCAGAUAUUUUCAGCUACUGUGAUUGGACCAACUUGAAGUUUAAAAUGGCUAUUCUGGCUGUUGCUUUCAACCCAUUGUUCUGGAAUAUUGUAGGUCGUUGGGAACACAGAACAAGGUCUCUCACUAGAUUGUUUGGUUCCCCUUUCACUGCAUGUUACUCUGUAGCAGUUGUCAUUCUACUGUUGAAUGUCUACAGAAGUUACAGUUUCAUGGAAGCAAUGAAGAUUCAGCCAAAACUUCAACUCCUUGACAAUCCUGCGGCUUUUUACAUGGGCUUUGGCUUUUUACUGAUAGGCACCCUCUUUGUCCUGAGCAGCUUCUUUGCACUAGGAUUCAUUGGGACAUUUUUAGGAGACUACUUUGGAGUUUUGAUGGAGGCCAAGGUGCUGACAUUUCCUUUUAAUAUAAUGGAGAACCCUAUGUAUUGGGGGAGUACACUAAACUACUUGGGCUUGGCUAUCAUGAAUGCCAGUCCAACAGGUUUCGUGCUCACCGCUUGGGUUGCAGCAGUAUACAAAGUUGCCAUUAUGUUUGAAAGGCCAUUCACAGAGGAAGUAUAUCGUCAAAAGGAAAAGACACUGAAGGACAACUGAUCAGCUAGACAUUUAUCAAGCAGACAUCUUCUUGUACAGCCAUUGGACUGCUUGUUUUAAUUCAAUUUGGAAUUGUGCAGUAACUUUUCUGAAAGAGUUCUUGUAUUUAGUAGCUAUUAAUUAUGUGAAUCUUUACAAACUAUGUCCCUUUAUAGUUCCAUAGCUGGUUAUGAAAAUGGUUUUUCAGCCUAUUCUUCAGAAGAGAUCUAAAAGAUUCCUUAUAACUUAAAAUGAGAAAGUAAUGGUGGGAAUUUCAUGUUCACAAUGGAAAAACACAACAUUAUUCAGUAUGAUGUCAUUGUAAAUGCAAAUGUAGAACAAACUAUCCAGCAUUGGCCUACAAAGACAUGAACGAGAUAUUAAUCCAAAUUUAUCAAAUUAUGUUAUUUGUAUUCACUAAAGAACUUUAAAGUAGGUCAUUUGGUAUUGUUAAGACUGAUAAUAUCGUACAGACAACUUUUCCUUCUAUGCCAAUCAUGUCAUAUUAAUUUCUGAAUGUGGUGCUGAAUUCAUACCUGCUAAUAUAAUAAAUUUCUGUUUUUUUUUUACAGUUUAUUUCUCAGCAGGGAAAUUGUAGUAAAAAUUAUCAAACUGAAUUUGUCAUUUCAAUGAAUCCAAAACCAGUGUUGCAGGGGAUGGUAAUGUGAAUCAUGACUGAUUGCAGUAUAAUAUUGUAAGAUUAAUUCACAUAAACUUGUUACUUUGUUCAACAGAACAAUAGAAAAUAUCAGACAUCUGGCAUUGUUAAUCUUUUAUUUGUAAUUUCCUGAAUUGUUAAUGCUAGAAUAUUGUGUAAGUAUGUUGAGUGUAAAACUAAUUCAAAAAGCAAAAGUUUAAUCAACAAAAGCAAAUUAUAAACAGUAUUGCAUUAAAUGUAUACUAAAUUGUAUUUCAUGGAUAAAAUAUAUUGCAUUGCAUAUAGUGUUCCAAAGUCAUAGAUAUGUCUCACAGACUGAAAACUUAGCAGUUCAAAUCUUGCUGAGGUAAUCUCUCCUGUGUUGGGAAUAGGAAUGUGACUUCCAAGUCUCUAAACAAAGGGAGAAAAAAAAUUGCUAAAAGUUCCUACUCCUGAUUACUCUCAGGAUGUAUCUGAUGGAAUCAGCUAGAAUGAUGUCAGCAAGGACUUCUGUUCAGUAAUUCCAGUAGUUUUAAAGGCCAUACUUGUUGGUCAUAGUUUUACUUGCCUUAGUCUUUGGUGUAUGUCUGUAAGUACUUAGAGCUAAUAUGAUGCCUUCUCUCUAGAAAUAUACAAAAUCAGUUCAAAACAUCAUGCAGCAAAGUUUUUUUUCAAUGGAUAAAUAAAAUUGUUUGAAAGCAUCAUUUCUAUUUGGUCCAGGUUAUUAAUACAGGAGGCUAGAUGAUCUUGCUUUAGCUGUCAAAGAUGUCAUAAAGAAAUAUUUCACAAACCAUUUUGCAGGACACUAAUGCAGAUAUUGCUCACAAGUUUAUCAAUUACUUGUAUUGCAAGUUCAAAGCAGAUCAAAAAUUAGAAUUGAAAAAAAGUUUCAGAUCUUUGUCCACUGCCAUCAUAUUGUAAAGUAUGAACAAGCAAAAAUUACCAUGACAUGAAUGAUGGAAAUUUCACCUUAACCCAGUCUCUGUAAAAUUACUUAGAAAGCACACUUGAGCCUGCCAUUGACUCACAAAUAGAGACUGUUCUUUUUGUAAUGGGAUAUGCAUUUUUCUAAUUCUUAGUUUGAAAUGAGAAAGUAAUAUGUUUUUAUUUGCCUUAUCGGUUUUAAUGUUUAUGGUUUAUUCUUUUGAACAGUAUAUCACAUUUUUGUUAUUUUUAACUUUUGGUGAAAUGUACAAUUAAGCAUUGGAUUCCAUUCCUUGUAGCUCAAUUUUCUGUGUUCCAGCUCCACUGGUAGAAUAAAAUUGCAAAAGACUAACUGGAUGUCGAAAGAUGGAAUUACAUUUGUUAUGUGGUUAAUUCUGUAAUUAUUGAACAAAAUUACUUU
Mobula hypostoma (lesser devil ray) is the source of this 2706-nucleotide messenger RNA. RefSeq names its product phosphatidylethanolamine N-methyltransferase (gene pemt). Gene Ontology annotation, biological process: phosphatidylcholine biosynthetic process. The transcript has 7 exons. Gene Ontology annotation, molecular function: phosphatidylethanolamine N-methyltransferase activity. NCBI's taxonomy places the organism in Eukaryota, Metazoa, Chordata, Chondrichthyes, Myliobatiformes, Myliobatidae. The record is from RefSeq and is a predicted model, not a curated record. Bases 149 to 745 code for a protein of 198 amino acids.